GUGUACGCGUGAACAAAUAAACAGCCAAUUAGAUGGUUUUAUUUAAAUUAAAGAGUUUGUUGAUAGUAAUCACGUAAUAAUAACACGUUCAAUAAUUAAUUAGUGGUGAAUUCAAGUCUUAGUCCGUCGCUGGCCGCGGACGGUUGACAGUUGCCUGUCAAAGUUGGCGCGCAUUUUCAAUCAGUCGGUAACAUGCUGUGUAAUAGUGAAGUGAUGUGAUUUUUUUUUUAUUUAUUCCAAACUUUUUUAUUAUAUGUUUACAGUUAUUAUUAUUUUUGGGUUCGUUUUUGUUUAUGUUUUUUUGAAAUUUUUCUCGGGGAUUGAGCAUUUGAAUACCAAAAUGGCGGACCAGCCGGAUCAAGCACGCUGUUCGUCCAGUGAAAGUGAUAAUUUUGAAAAAAUAGAAUCGGAAGAGGCAAGAGAAAGUGGCGGUGCCAACUUUGUGGUUGGUGAGGAGGUGGAGCAGGAGCCAGUUGAUGAUGGACCAGCUCAUGAAGGAAGGGAUUCCUUCCCUAAUGCGCCUAGGCCGAACAGACCUAGGCCUUUGACAGUAGCACAGCAACUCGCUCUAGCGGAGAAACGCAGUACUUUGAGGCCGUCUAUGUCCCAGGGUACGGUGAUCCACAGCCAGCGUUUCCAGGAGAAAGACUUCACGGUAGCCACCCCGGAGGAGUUUGUCAGGAGGUUCCAGGGGACUAAACCUAUCAAUAAAGUCCUAAUCGCGAACAACGGUAUCGGAGCUGUAAAAUGUAUGCGUUCAGUGCGAAGAUGGUCGUACGAAAUGUUCAAGAACGAACGCGCCGUACGAUUCGUCGUUAUGGUGACCCCCGAGGAUCUGAAGGCCAAUGCGGAGUAUAUAAAGAUGGCGGACCACUACGUGCCCGUGCCUGGAGGAUCCAACAACAAUAAUUAUGCUAACGUCGAACUUAUAGUGGAUAUCGCAAUAAGGACUCAAGUUCAGGCUGUAUGGGCAGGUUGGGGUCAUGCCUCAGAGAACCCCAAGCUCCCCGAACUGCUCCACCGCGCUGGGGUGGUAUUCAUUGGGCCCCCGGAGAAGGCCAUGUGGGCUCUCGGAGACAAGAUCGCGUCCUCCAUAGUAGCGCAGACUGCUGAAAUACCUACUCUACCCUGGAGUGGUAGCGAGCUAAAGGCUGAAUACAACAGUAAAAAGAUCAAGAUAUCUUCUGAACUCUUCGCCAGAGGAUGUGUGACUACUCCGGAAGAAGGAUUGCAAGCUGCACAGAAGAUAGGGUUCCCCGUGAUGAUCAAGGCCUCGGAAGGUGGUGGUGGCAAGGGUAUCAGGAAGGUGGAGAAUCCUGAUGACUUCAACAGCGCAUUUAGACAGGUACAAGCAGAAGUGCCCGGUUCCCCAAUAUUCGUGAUGAAGCUCGCCAAGUCAGCUCGCCAUUUGGAAGUACAACUUUUGGCUGAUCAGUACGGCAACGCAAUCUCGCUGUUCGGUCGUGAUUGUUCUAUCCAGCGUCGUCAUCAGAAGAUCAUUGAGGAAGCUCCCGCCGCCAUCGCCAAACCUGACGUCUUUAUUGAGAUGGAGAAGGCCGCGGUCCGUCUAGCCAAGAUGGUAGGCUAUGUAUCAGCUGGUACAGUAGAAUAUCUAUAUGAACCGGCUACAGGCGCUUACUACUUCCUGGAACUGAACCCGCGACUCCAAGUGGAACAUCCUUGCACGGAGAUGGUGGCUGACGUCAAUUUACCCGCUGCCCAACUUCAGAUCGCCAUGGGUCUCCCUCUAUACCAUAUAAAGGACAUCCGCCUCCUAUACGGCGAGUCCCCAUGGGGUCUGUCGCAGAUAGAGUUCGACGAGCCCAAGCAGAGACCUUCACCAUGGGGUCAUGUCAUCGCCGCUAGGAUCACGUCCGAAAACCCUGACGAAGGAUUCAAGCCCUCAUCAGGUACGGUCCAGGAGUUAAACUUCAGGUCCUCGAAGAAUGUAUGGGGAUACUUCAGCGUGGCCGCUUCAGGAGGUCUGCACGAGUUCGCAGACUCACAGUUUGGACACUGCUUCUCUUGGGGCGAGACUAGGGAGCAGGCUAGAGAGAACCUAGUAAUAGCUCUAAAAGAGUUAAGCAUUCGUGGUGACUUCCGUACAACGGUGGAAUACCUGAUCACACUGCUGGAGACUGGCGCCUUCCAGAACAAUGACAUCGAUACUGCCUGGUUGGACGCACUCAUUGCUGAAAGGAUGCAAUCAGAGAAGCCUGAUAUAAUGCUGGGCGUCAUCUGCGGUUCUAUCCUCAUAGCAGACGCUUACAUCACUGCCAACUUCCAGGAGUUCAAGAGUGCGUUAGAGAAGGGUCAAAUCCAGGGUUCCAGUGCCCUCUCUAAUUGCGUGGAGGUGGAACUCAUCCACUCUGGCUCCAAAUAUAAGGUGUCUGCCACCAAGUCUGGUCCGACUUCUUACUUCCUUGCGAUGAACGGCAGCUUCAAGGAGAUGGAAGUCCAUAAACUUACUGAUGGAGGUAUGCUUCUCUCAAUCGACGGUGCCUCCUUCACGACCUACCUUCGUGAUGAAGUGGACAAAUACAGGAUCGUGAUCGGCAAUCAGACCGUGGUCUUUGACAAGGAGAAGGACCCGUCCAAGCUGAGGGCGCCAUCUGCCGGCAAACUGAUCAAUACGCUGGUGGAAGAUGGAGGGCAUGUCGAUAAGGGACAACCUUAUGCUGAAAUUGAGGUAAUGAAAAUGGUGAUGACCCUGGCUGCUCCGGAGUCAGGUAAAGUCACCUGGAUCUUACGGCCAGGAGCUGUUCUGGAUAUGGGAGCUAUGAUUGGAACACUGGGCUACUGUCUCCCGGAGCCCUACAACACUCCUCGGCUCCGCGAAGUCGUUGAGAAGUUCAUGCAGAGUCUGCGAGACCCGUCACUGCCACUAUUGGAGUUGCAGGAGGUACUAUCGUCCACGUCUGGCCGCAUCCCCAUAGCUGUCGAGAAGAAGGUCCGCAAGUUGAUGGCUCUGUACGAGAGGAACAUCACCAGUGUCCUCGCGCAGUUCCCCAGCCAACAGAUCGCCAGCGUUAUCGACCAUCACGCCGCCUCGCUCGCUAAGAGGGCCGACAGAGAUGUGUUCUUCAUGAGCACACAGGCGCUCGUCGUACUUGUGCAGAGAUACAGGAACGGUAUCCGCGGCAGAAUGAAGGCAGCAGUACACGAUCUACUGAAACAAUACUAUCAAGUUGAAAGCAACUUCCAACUAGGAUCCUACGAUAAAUGCGUGGCGGCUCUCCGCGAGCGCCACAAGGACGACAUGCAAGCUGUGUCCAACAUUAUAUUCUCACACAAUCAGGUCGCCAAGAAGAACAUGUUGGUAACCCUCCUAAUAGACCACCUAUGGUCCAACGAGCCCGGUCUGACGGACGAGCUAGCGACGACUCUCAACGAACUUACGUCACUGCACCGCGCCGAGCAUAGCCGGGUCGCGCUGAGGGCUAGACAGGUCCUAAUAGCAGCUCACCAACCAGCGUACGAGCUCCGUCACAACCAGAUGGAGUCCAUCUUCCUCUCCGCGGUCGAUAUGUAUGGACAUGACUUCCACCCGGAGAACCUGCAGAAACUGAUCCUGUCCGAGACGUCCAUAUUUGAUAUACUCCAUGACUUCUUCUACCAUACGAAUGCUGCGGUAUGUAACGCCGCCCUGGAAGUAUACGUUCGCCGAGCGUACACGUCGUACGACAUCACCUGUCUCCAACACCUCGCUCUGUCAGGAGAGCUUGGAGUAGUCCACUUCCAGUUCAUAUUGCCUACUGGACAUCCUAACAGAAUCCCAAUCAGCCAAUCAGAAAUCGAGCUGGCUUCAGCCCAAGACCAGGAAGGUAUACCAGCAGAACUCUGUACAGCAGCGAUGAGGAAAUGUCACCACCGCACCGGAGCCCUCGCGGCCUUCGAGUCCUUCGACCAGUUCGUCCAGUACUCGGACGAGCUGCUCGACCUGGUCCAUGACUUCGCCAGCUCCGCAACUGUUAGGAGAGAGGAUCUGGCCGCGUUACAAGAAGGCAGUGAGAGUAGAGACAGUACUAGCAUCAACGUCGGCCUGGAUUACAAACCCAAUGAUCCCGACAAUGAGGCCCCUCUGGAACCGAUCCACAUCCUAAUGAUAGGCGUCCGUGACUCCGGCGAGAACGAUGACAGCGCGGUCUCCAGGAGAUUCGGCAACUUCUGCAGAGCACAUAGACAUGAACUGCAUCAGAAGAGGAUCAGAAGGAUCACCUUUAUGCUGCUAAUCAAGCGCCAAUUCCCUAAGUUCUUCACGUUCCGAGCUCGCAACGACUUCACGGAAGACACGAUCUACCGCCACCUGGAACCUGCAUCCGCCUUCCAGCUGGAACUGUAUCGUAUGAGGAGCUACGAGCUAGAGGCACUGCCUACCAGCAACCAGAAGAUGCAUCUGUAUUUGGGUAAAGCUAAGGUAAAGAAGGGCCAGGAGGUGACAGACUUCAGAUUCUUCAUUCGCUCCAUCAUCAGACACCAGGACCUCAUCACCAAGGAGGCCAGCUUCGAAUACCUACAGAAUGAAGGAGAAAGGGUACUCCUGGAAGCGAUGGACGAGCUGGAGGUGGCCUUCUCCCACCCUCUGGCCAAGCGGACGGACUGUAAUCAUAUCUUCCUCAACUUUGGACCCACUGUCAUCAUGGACCCCGCUAAGAUCGAAGAAUCCGUGCUGGGUAUGGUGAUGAGAUACGGUCCACGACUCUGGAAGCUGAGAGUGUUGCAGGCUGAGAUCAGAUUCACGCUGCGUAUUGGUCCGGGAGCGCCAACAAAGAACGUUCGUCUCUGCUUGUCCAACGGUUCAGGAUACUCGCUCGACAUCUACACCUACGAGGAGGUGUCAGACCCUAAGAUCGGAGUGAUAAUGUUCCAAUCGUUCGGUCCCCGUCAAGGCCCGAUGCACGGCCUGCCGAUCUCCACGCCAUACGUCACAAAAGACUAUCUGCAGCAGAAGAGGUUCUUGGCAACGUCACAAGGCACGACAUACGUGUACGACAUCCCCGACAUGUUCCGACAGAUGAUAGAGAGGAGGUGGAGGGAGUGUAUUGAGGAAGGCAGCGUCGAUGGCCCGCCUCCAGACAACGUGAUGAACUCAGUAGAACUGGUGAUUGAACCGGAUGGGGAGAGACGAGUGGUGGAAGUCACCAGGCUGCCCGGACAGAAUAAUGUCGGUAUGGUAGCGUGGCGUUUAACCCUAUACACGCCGGAAUGCCCUGACGGCAGGGAUAUCAUCCUGAUUGCGAACGACCUGACUUACUACAUGGGGUCGUUCGGACCCCAAGAAGACUGGGUGUAUUACAAGGCGUCAGCGUAUGCAAGAGAAUUGAAAAUACCCAGGGUAUACGUAAGCGUGAACUCAGGCGCCCGUAUAGGAGUCGCUGAAGAAGUCAAAUCUGAGUUCAACGUAGCUUGGAUAGACUCGGAACGUCCAGAUAGAGGUUUCAAAUACCUCUACUUGACCCCAGAGUCGUACUCCAAGCUGGGUCCCCUGGGGUCUGUGAAGACGACCCUCAUUGAGGAUGAAGGAGAGUCCAGAUAUAAGAUUACUGAUAUUAUUGGCAAAGAAGACGGUCUAGGUGUGGAAUGUCUCCGCGACGCCGGUCUAAUAGCCGGGGAGACUGCGCAGGCGUAUGAGGAUAUAGUCACUAUAUCUAUAGUCACGUGUCGAGCUAUUGGCAUCGGGUCUUAUGUUGUACGACUGGGCCACCGAGUAAUCCAAGUGGAAUCAUCAUACAUCAUUCUAACCGGCUACGUGGCCCUAAACAAGGUGCUGGGCAGACCAGUCUACGCCAGCAACAACCAGCUGGGAGGCCAGCAGGUCAUGCACCAUAACGGGGUCUCUCAUGCAGUAGCCCCCACUGACCUGGAAGCUGUUAGGACUGCGCUAAGAUGGCUGUCGUUUGUACCUAAGGACAAAAUGAGUCUAGUCCCCAUAAUGCGUCCGGCGGACCCCAUCGACCGGCCCGUGGAGUGGGUCCCGCCCCGCGCCGCGCACGACCCGCGCCUCAUGCUGGCCGGCGACGCGGCCCGCGGAGGGUUCUUCGAUGCGGGCUCCUGGGACGAGGUCAUGCAGCCUUGGGCGCAGACUGUCAUCACUGGUCGCGCCCGUCUCGGCGGUAUCCCAGUAGGAGUGGUGGCGGUGGAGACGAGGACGGUGGAACUGACCCUCCCUGCUGACCCCGCCAACCUGGACUCUGAGGCUAAGACGCUGCAACAGGCUGGACAGGUUUGGUUCCCGGACUCUGCGUAUAAGACGGCGCAGGCUAUCAACGACUUCUCCCGCGAAGGCUUGCCUAUUAUAAUAUUCGCUAACUGGAGAGGUUUCAGCGGGGGGCAGAAGGACAUGUACGAACAAAUCUUGAAGUUCGGCGCCGAGAUAGUCCGCGCGCUGCGCGGCGCGACGGCGCCCGUGCUGGUGUACAUCCCGCCCGGCGCCGAGCUGCGCGGCGGGGCCUGGGCCGUCGUCGACCCCUCCGUCAACAACCUGCGCAUGGAGAUGUACGCCGAUCCAGAGGCCAGAGGAGGUGUCCUGGAGGCGGAAGCUAUAGUUGAAGUGAAGUUCAAGCAGCGAGAUAUAUUGAAGACCAUGCACCGACUCGACCCGGAGCUGCAGAGAGUCGGGGCUAGGAUCUCAGAGCUGAAAGAACAAAUCAAGGAGAUAUCAAAGGGCUUGGACCGCAGAGGAUCCGUCGACGAGAGCCUCAUCAGAACUGACGCGGGACGCGCUGCGGAGUCUCGAGUCCGUGAAUUAGAAACGGAACUACUAGCCGCUGAGAAGACUGCGAAGGCGCGUGAAAAGGAACUCAGCCCCAUUUACCACCAGAUCGCGGUACAAUUCGCCGAACUACACGACACAGCCGAAAGAAUGUUGGAGAAAGGAUGCAUAUUUGACAUAAUCCCGUGGCGGGAGUCCCGGCGCCUGCUGUACUGGCGCCUGAAGCGCCUGCUGCGCCAGAACGAGCAGGAGCGGCGCGUGCAGCACGCCGUGCAGCCCGCCGACUGCAUGCAGCAGGGGCCCGCCGCCGCCACGCUGCGCCGCUGGUUCACCGAGGACCGCGGGGAGACGCAGUCCCACCAAUGGGAGCACGACAACGAAGCUGUCUGCAAAUGGCUGGAGGCCCAGGCUGGGGACGACAACUCCGUCCUGGAGCGGAACCUUCGAGCCAUCCACCAGGAUGCACUCAUGCAGGCUGUUAAUAAUCUUGUAUUGAAACUAACGCCGUCCCAGCGCGGCGAAUUCAUAAGAAAACUGUCGGCGCUAGAGAUGGAACACUAAAUAUAAUAUAUAGGUAAUGUUUAAAUUAAAUAGAUCGAACAAAUUGUCUAGGGUACAUAUUUAUUUGUUGUUGGGGCUUCUAGAUGCAUAUACAAGUCUGAUUUACUAAGGUCGACACACUGAAACCACUGUCGUGAGACAUACUAAAUUAACUGAAAAUCAUGAGGAAGGACCCCUCUGUGGUUCGAAACUAGUAGAGCUUCU
This is a messenger RNA of Spodoptera litura, 7477 nucleotides long. The record is from RefSeq and is a predicted model, not a curated record. NCBI's taxonomy places the organism in Eukaryota, Metazoa, Arthropoda, Insecta, Lepidoptera, Noctuidae.